This is a messenger RNA of Sclerotinia sclerotiorum 1980 UF-70, 93 nucleotides long. RefSeq lists its product with no specific name. Bases 1 to 93 code for a protein of 30 amino acids. The record is from RefSeq and is a predicted model, not a curated record. The transcript is spliced from 2 exons. Lineage: Eukaryota; Fungi; Ascomycota; Leotiomycetes; Helotiales; Sclerotiniaceae.
AUGGCAAAGAGCCUAAAGAAGAUCGCAGAGCCCAUAAGCGCAGCACAGGCGUAUCCAAAAAAAAUCAUGAACGUAAAUGCCACCGCUAUUUAA